Molecule: messenger RNA, 1150 nt
Organism: Eruca vesicaria subsp. sativa (arugula)
Lineage: Eukaryota; Viridiplantae; Streptophyta; Magnoliopsida; Brassicales; Brassicaceae
Source: the annotation of a GenBank genome assembly
CUUUAUUGUUUUCCCUCUACUUCCUCAUCUUCUUGUUUAUGCAUAUCCAAGACUCUCCGGUAAUGAAAGAGAUCUCACGGCAGAGUAAGAAGACUUCCGCUGAGGAUAAAACCACAGAUGAGUCAUCAGCAUCAUCAGUAGUCGCUAAAACUAAAAGAAAACGCCGAUCACAGCCGCGAGACGCUCCUCCACAACGCAGCUCCAUGUAUAGAGGAGUCACCAGGCAUAGAUGGACCGGAAGGUAUGAAGCGCACUUGUGGGACAAGAACUGUUGGAACGAGACACAGAGCAAGAAAGGAAGACAAGUAUAUUUAGGUGCGUAUGACGAGGAAGAUGCAGCAGCACGUGCCUACGACUUAGCAGCAUUGAAAUAUUGGGGACGAGACACAGUCUUGAACUUCCCUCUAUGUAAUUAUGAAGAAGACAUCAAAGACAUGGAAAGCCAGUCGAAAGAAGAGUACAUUGGAUCUUUGAGAAGGAAAAGUAGUGGGUUUUCACGUGGUGUGUCAAAAUACAGAGGCGUUGCAAAGCAUCACCAUAAUGGGAGAUGGGAAGCUCGAAUUGGAAGAGUGUUUGGCAAUAAGUAUUUAUACCUCGGAACUUAUGCUACACAAGAAGAAGCGGCCAUUGCGUAUGACGUGGCAGCAAUAGAGUACCGUGGACUUAACGCCGUCACUAACUUCGACAUAAGCCGUUAUCUCAAAUUACCGGCGACGGAGAACCCAAUCGACGCCGCGAAUACUCUCCCGCUCCCUGAUCCCAUCCCCUUCAUAAACCCUGACCACGAGUCGGCACUGUCGCUGAGCCAAUCCUCCUCCGACGACAACGAUGACCGGAAAACAAAGUUCCUAAAGUCGUCGCCUUUCUCGAACGCAGAGGAGGUGAUCGGUCCAUCGACGCCGCCGGAGAUCGCUCCGUCUUUCCGGAGCUUCCCGGACGAUAUUCAGACGUAUUUCGGGUGUCAAGACUCCGGGAAGGUUGAUGAUGACGUCAUCUUCGGUGGUUUAGAUUCGUUCCUGACGCCUGAUUUCUACAGCGAGUUUAAUGAUUGCUAAAAAAAAUUGGAUUUUGAUAAGUUUUGUUUUUUGGUAAUUCUUUUUUUUUUUGUGACAAUCUUAUAUAAUAAAGUUUGAAUCUUUUUUUAUCACUU